Purpureocillium lilacinum is the source of this 948-nucleotide messenger RNA. RefSeq lists its product as uncharacterized. Lineage: Eukaryota; Fungi; Ascomycota; Sordariomycetes; Hypocreales; Ophiocordycipitaceae. The record is from RefSeq and is a predicted model, not a curated record.
AUGAAGCAACUUCUGCUGCUCCCCGGAGCCGCCCUCGUUGGCGCUGCCGCCGCCAUCGAGCACAUCACUCUGCCCGUGCUCGACAACGCCGUUAAUGCCCUCAACCCUACCGACGCGGGCUAUUCGGCCUGUCGUCUGGCCAGCGCCAAGCUCGACAUAUGCGUGAGCUCAGCCGGUGGUCUCACGGGCGUCAAGACAGCCGAGCCCCUCGCCCUCGCAAGGUGCGCCUGCUGCGACUCUGGGAACCCAGUCGCCGGGGCGUACUCGUCUUGCGCCGCCUACCUGUCCUCCGAAAUCCCGGACCAAACUAGCCAGUACUCUGCAUAUGCGAACCUCGCUUCCCUCUGCCGCGUUGGCAACAACUGCGGUGGCACCUCCGGCGCAGCAACGGUGGCCUCCGUCACCGAUAUCCCGACCUCUGUCUCGUCCGGGGCAACCGGCACCGUUCUCGUCACGAGCUCUGGCGGCCUCGGAAAUGUUGCCCCAGCAUGCAGCUCCAUGUUCGGGCUCUACGAGUCUUGCUCGAAGAACGUUCCCGGUUUCGCAAACGCGCCCUAUGGCGAACAAGCACCUUGCUACUGCUGUGUCACUCUCCGCGGCGAGGCGACGUGGACCGACCAGCUCGACAAGUACGCCCAGACCUGCCGCGACUGGGCCAAGGCCAGCGGCCCCAACAGCAUCUACACUGUUGCCAAAACGUUUGCCGGCUUUUGCCAGAACUUCAGCAAUGCCUGCUUCUCUACCUCGACACUCGCAACCAACGAGGCCACCACAACCGCUACUGACGCGCAGACGACCAGUACAGAUGCUCCUGCCACGAGCAACCCCCAGACCACCCCGACGACUACCACUGCGGCCCCGACGACGACGACCGGUGCUGCGGCAGGCCUGCGGGUCGGCUCGGCUGCCGGCCUGGUUGUCGCCGCCCUCGUCGCGGUUGCCUUAUAA